Messenger RNA from Nyctereutes procyonoides (raccoon dog), 636 nucleotides. Its product is annotated as skin secretory protein xP2-like. The record is from RefSeq and is a predicted model, not a curated record. Lineage: Eukaryota; Metazoa; Chordata; Mammalia; Carnivora; Canidae. The transcript is spliced from 2 exons. The coding region runs from base 1 to 636 and encodes 211 amino acids.
AUGCUGGCGGCCGUUGAGAACACGCCAGUUAAAGCCACAGCGAAGCACCGGUGUGGACUGCCAGGUAGGCAGACGCCAACAGCGACAGUGGCAAGCGUGGGCGCGGUUGGGGGCUGCUGCCCCGCGCGCUCACUCCUUGGGGAGGCUGUUUCUUCUGGUUCUAGCAAGCUCCCGUGCACCACGGAGCGACCCCUCAGCCCAGCGCUCGGGCUCAGCGCGCGGCUGGAGCCGGCCCCGGGGUCACCCGAGCCUGAUGCAGCGGCCGCGGUGGCCCGAGUCCUCAGCAGGACAGCGGACCCCAGAGCAGCGACAGCAGCCCCGCCUCGCGGGCCGACCGCGGAGGGGCGCGCUCCCCGGUGUCCCGAGCGGGCGCGCGAAGGAAGGGCCGGGCCGGAGGCGGAGGCGGAGGAAGAGGCGGCUCGGGCUGGGAGAGGGGCUGUGCGCGCGGAGCGGUGCAGGCGAGCGCCCCAGGCCCUGCCAGCUGCCGGCCGCGAGCUCUUCCCAGCAGCGCCCCAGGAGGGCGACGCGGGGCUCACGCGCCCGCCGUCGGGCCCCGCCUGCGACCGCGCCGCGGGGGGCGUGUGCGGGGCCCGGCCCAGCCAGCAGGGGGCGCCCGGCCCGCCUCACGCGCGGUAG